UGAAAGCUGGGCUUUGGGCCACAGUCCAGGGGGGAGACAUGCUGGUCAUGUCCUGGGCCCUGGGCUGAGCUCAGGAUGGGGUCCCCUGGAGCUGCUAGAGCCAUCGAUCUGAGGCUGAUGUGGGGUAGGCCUCCGUGGACCUCCAGGGAUUCCCAAGAGCAGAGGGGCUCUUCCAGGCAGCCCAGCCAGCAGACAGGUCUGGGCACUGUGGGCUCCCUGGGGCUUCUGAGAGGCUGGCCUGGGAGGGUGGAGGGGCCUUGGCCCCGUGGGGGGUGCCUACGCUUCGGGACAGCUGCUUGGGGCCUGAAAUCAAGAUGCACGAGGCUGGAACUUCAUUUAACCUCAGCCAAGACUGAGGUGGGCAGGCCGCUGGAAAGCCGAGGCUGUGCUGGCCGCCCCCUGUGAGGGCUGUGUCCCGUCCGGGCUGGAGGUCACUGAGAACAGUCUCUCCGACCCCAGGGAGGUUCCCAAGUUUGGGGUGAAUUCCUUCUCCCGCCCAAGUUUCUUAGUGACCUUGACAAGUGGCUCAAACAGCUGGUUCUCCAGCCGCAGCCGGAGGAAGAAGUGCUCUCAGCCAUGGGACAGGGACGGGGACCCCACUCCCUGACCUCCAGCCAGGAGCCCUCAGGCCCCGGUGAGGCCAUGUGCACAGCGCACGCUCUGUGGCCUCGGCUGGGUGGUGACCUGGGUCUGGGUGGGAACCUCGCGUCUCAGGCCAUGUGGGUUAAAUUCAGGGGAUCUCAGCCUGUUUUGGAAAAUCAGAACCGUAUUUUCUCUGCUGGAACGUCUAGUGUUUUAGCCUGGACUGCGAAAGCUCGUCUGGGUGGACGCUGUUUCUCCCCAGGGGAUUCGAUUUUCCCGGAACGCCAGCAGGAGUCAGCGGAAGGUGGGUUGGGGGGUGGAAGGGAAGCAGAGCCCGGGGGGCAGGGCUGCUGGGAUGCGUGCCCGGCUCUGUGCAGGGCUGUGGGUCCUGAGCUCCUCACUCAGCCCAUCUGGCUGCUCCUCUCCCGAAGACCAGAGCUGGGCACAGCAGGUGGGUUUUACAGGUGUGGGCUCUCACCUGGACACACGUCCCAGCUUGCCGGAUGGCGGGGGCUGCUCCUGGCCCGGCAGGAAGGACGAUCAUGUGGUCUCCGUGAAUGGGGAGGGGGGCUGCUGAUGCCUCCAUUCAGGGGGUGCCUGGAAAAGCCCCCGGGCCCCUGGCCCCUGUGGCUGUUUAAAGUCUGUGAAAUCCGAAUCCGCAGCUGCCCGGGGUCGCCUCCGGGAAAAAAUGCUGGGUGUGAGGGGCCAGAUACAGGUGAAGCCUUGUAUCUGGCAGUGUCCUUGUAUCUGGGAGUGUCCACUCAAGGAUCAGCCUGUCAGGGUCAGGCCCGGGGGUCCCCAAGGCUGAGGGACGUUCAGGGCCGAAGCCAGGAGAGUCCCAGGUGGACGUGUGGGCGGUAUGUGUCCCUGUUCAGCUCCCCAGGCCAGACCCCCUCCCUGGCUUUGCAGGUCUGGGGGUGCUGCCCCUCCAAUUCAGUGGGGUGGGGCCCUGCCUCAGUGCCCCCGGGGCAUAGCAGCUAUGAGGACCUGGCUGGAGUGCUGAGGGCCCCCAGGCCUGGGGCCCAGGUGGCUUGGAGAGGCCUCCUCAGCUCGGCGUUAACUAUGGGGUUGGUGGCUUCAGAGGCCUGGAGCGGAGAGCCUGGCUGCAGGGCUGUGGCAGUGCCAUGCGGCUGCCCAAGUAAAGUGCCACGAGCCAGGUGGUUUAGAAAGCAAACCUGUCCUCCCACGGCUCUGGAGGCCACAGGUCUGAGAUCUAGGCUUGGGUAGGGCUGCGCUCCCGGCAGAGGCUCCGGGGGACCCUUCCAGCCUCUUCCAGCCCCUGGUGUCUCCAGGCGUACCCUGGGGUACCCUUCCCGCCUCUUCCAGCCCCUGGUGGCUCCAGGCGUACCCUGGGGGACCCUUCCCGCUUCUUCCAGCCCCUGGUGGCUCCAGGCGUACCCUGGCCUGUGGCCUCAUCUCUCCACCCUCCGCCCCGGCUUCUCACGGCCAUCUCUUCUGCAUGUCUGUCUCUUCCUCUGCUCCUGUGAGGACACCCGUCGCUGGAUUUAGGCCCCACCCAGAUAACCCAGGAUCAUCUCACUUCAAGAUCUUUUGAUCAAUGUGCAAAGACCCCACUUCCCAACCAGGCCAGUCACUGGUUCCCAGGGUCAGCUGUGGAGACGUCUUUCGGGGUGUGAAGCUCAGGUUCUCAGUGCCUGCCCUGCACCACUGUCUCCUCCAGCAGACUCUGGGUGUCCACGGAAGGGCCGACGGCUGCCCCUGACCCAUGGGGGGGCCCAGCUCUGACACCUGAGCUUCUGAAUCACUCGUUUAGUUCUUCAAGAACAUUUUUUCCUCCCAGGCACCGUGGGCCUUUCCAGAGCACCCCGGGGUGGGGUCGCGGAGUGCUGCCUGGGCUGCUGCCCUCCUGUCCUGGCAGAUGCUGGCGCCUCCGGGAGUCCUCGCCAGUGAGCCAUGUGGUGGAGAGUCCCUUGCCCUGGGGGCCCUGUCAUCUGGGCAUAGUUCACAGUCACCUGGAGCUGGAGAUGUGAUGGGAGGGAGGCCCAGCCCCCAGCACGUGCCCUGCCCCCCUUCCGGGCUCCCUGAGGCUCCACUGAAUCCUUGGAGGGAAGAGAGGCUGGAUUCCUGGUGGUGACCUGAGGACUCACACAGGUAAAUCAAGCAAGACUGUGGGAGCCUGCACCCCUACACCUGUGCACCUGGUGCAACCCCACACCUGAACAACCCCAUGCUUGUGCAACCUCACACCUGUACAACCCCACACCUGUACCCCUGUACAACCCCACACCUGUACAACCCCACACCUGUACACCUGUGCAACCUCACACCUGUACCCCUGUACAACCCCACACCUGUACAACCCCACACCUGUACAACCCCACACUGUACACCUGUGCAACCUCAUACCUGUACCCCUGUACAACCCCACACCUGUACAACCCCACACCUGUACACCUGUGCAACCUCACACCUGUACCCCUGUACAACCCCACACCUGUACAACCCCACACCUGUACCACCCCACACCUGUGCAACCUCACAUCUGUGCACCUGUACAACCCCACACCUGUACAACCCCACACCUGUACACCUGUACAACCUCACACCUGUACCCCUGUACACCCCAACACCUGUGCAACCUCACACCUGUGCACCUGUACAACCCCACACCUGUGCAACCCCACACCUGUGCAACCCCACACCUGUGCAACCUCACACCUGUACACCUGUACAACCCCACACCUGUGCAACCUCACACCUGUACACCUGUACAACCCCACACCUGUGCAACCUCACACCUGUACACCUGUGCAACCCCACACCUGUACAACCCCACACCUGUGCAAUCCCACACCUGUACAACCCCACACCUGUGCAACCUCACACCUGUACACCUGUACAACCCCACACCUGUGCAACCUCACACCUGUACACCUGUGCAACCCCACACCUGUACAACCCCACACCUGUGCAAUCCCACACCUGUACAACCCCACACCUGUACAACCCCACACCUGUGCAACCUCACACCUGUACACCUGUGCAAUCCCACACCUGUACAACCCCACACCUGUACAACCUCACACCUGUGCACCUGUACCUCACACCUGUGCACCUGUACAACCCACACCUGUAUAACCCCAUAUCUGUACAGCCCCACACCUGUACACCUGUACAACCCCACACCUGUGCAAUCGUACACCUGUACAACCCCACACCUGUACAACCCCAUAUCUGUACAACCCCAUAUCUGUACAACCCCAAACCUGUGCAACCUCACACCUGUACCCCUGUACAACCCCACACCUGUGCAACCCCACACCUGUACAACCCCACACCUGUACAACCCCAUAUCUGUACAGCCCCACACCUGUACAACCCCAUAUCUGUACAGCCCCACACCUGUGCACCUGUACAACCCACACCUGUACAACCCUGCAACUGUACAACCCCACACCUGUACACCUGUACAACCCCACACCUGUACAAUCCCACACCUGUGCAACACCACAUCUGUGCAACCCCACUCCCACAUGAAGACCCAAAAGAACCUGGACACAUGCUGUCCAGAGCGUGGGUAGUGACAGCAGCCCCCACUGGAAGCAGCCCUGAUGUCAGUCCCUAGAUGAAGGGACACACGGACGUGGCUCAUCCACACAGCGGAACGUGAGCCAGGAAAGGGGUAGGCCCCAGCACCACCAGUGCAGGGGCGGACCCGACACAGGCUGAGCAGAAGCAGCCAGGCAUGAGAGGCCACCUGCCAUUCCAUCUGCAGAAAUACCUGGGAAAGGGAGGUCCGCAGGCGCGGAAGAAAUCACGGCACCACGUGCUGGGAGCAGCUGAUUCUAUGCUUGGUGGCUCGCACCUCAAUACAGAAUGGAAAGAUUCACAGCAGCUGAGAUGACGCACACUCGGGCUGACUUGGCUGGGCCGCUGGCACCGCGUCGCUUAAAGGCAAGCCUGACCUUUCCCCAGAAGCCUCAAGGCCCCAGUGGCCUCCGCUGCCAGGGCCGUGUCCUGGGGCAGUGUUCAUCCAGGGCACGGGGCAGGCCUGAAGUGCAGACGUUUCCUCUGCCAAGCAGUGAACGCAGGCUCAGCCCUCCCUGGCCAGGGGCAGCUCUAAGUUUGGAAAAACGAAAGUCCUGUGGCAGGGUGGGCCCGUUGGGUGAGAUCCCGGAGCCAGGGCUGGGCCAAGGUUUGGGUGGAGGGACCUCGGGCCUUCCCUGCAGCCAGCAUGGUGCAAUGGGGGGAUCUGGGGGCACAGGAAGCUAUAGUGGCCCCAGGAGAGGUCCCCAGCCUCCAGCACGGGCUGUGUGCUGGGGACAUCCUGGGAUCCCCGUGGAGUGGCCCUGUCCGGGGACUGAGCUGUAAAUGGGCAAGUGUGCAGGACCCAGAGACCCCGCAUUCACAGGGCCGGGCCCCACCUGCCGCCACAGGCCCCACGUGGCCGUCGUCCACACCCACGCCCGCACGUAGCAUGCAGCCCACAGCCCCACACCAGGCAGAGCAUCCAGGCUUUGUGGAAAGUGGCCUGCACGUGACCCACUGUGGCCCUGGGAAGGGCUGGGUGGCUGCUGGUUGCUUUCCUGGGAAAAGCCCAGAGUCCCCCAUGCCCUGUGUCCCUCCGAUGGCAGCGCCUGGACGUGGCACAGGGGGACGCCCUGGAGAGUCCUCUGCAUGUGGCCUCUCUCUCUGUCCUCUGCAGGGGUGCCAGGCCUCAUGAGCCAGAGCCCCUCAGAGGCGGAAUCUGCCCUGGGCUAAGCUUGGUCCCGCAGUGUUCGUAGGGGACUGUGACCCCACAGGCUGCUGUCCUUGGACGAGGAGGCAGGGGCUUUAGCAGUCACAGAGGGACCAGCCCAGGGGCCCCUCAGGAGUCUAGCAGGCUCUUCCCCUGAGGUUGCCCACUGUCCUGGCCUGAGACCCCCUGCUGGCCUGUGUGGACCCCCUGGGCAUGAAGCACAGGGGCAGUGGGUGGUACUGACGGAGGUGCCGCUGGAACAUUCCGCCCUGGCUCGCGCCGGCUCUGCUCAUGCGGCGAGGCCCUCGGGAGCUCCAUUUCCUGACAGCGCUCGGUCCUGAGGGUUCCUGCCCCUUCAGAACCAUCAACGGGUGCUCUGUGGUUAGGAAAAAGAAAACAAAACCCAAACCUGUUAUUUUUCCCGGGGUGAACAUGCCCCACAAGGAGGCCCGACUGGUUUCCCAGCUUCACCCACGUCUCGGCACGGUGGGCACAGGAGCCACCAGCAAGCCGGCCCGGCCCCACCCCGCUCCUGGGCCUGGGUCGAUAUUGAUUCGGGGAAGGCGGCACCAGCCCGCCCAUGGUGGAGGGAGGGUGUGGGGCGCCCCACAGGGCUGCCCAGAGAGGCCCCUGGAGCUGGGGAUCACAGAGACGGGCAGAGGCCAAGGAUGGGGAGGAGAUGGGGGAGCGAGAAGAGAUGGGGGCGGGGAGCCGUGGCUCAGGCCUGUAGUCCCAGUUACUUGAUCUCGAGAGUUCAAGACCCAGCCUGGGCAACGUGACAAGACCCCAUCUCUACAAAAAAUACAAAAAUUAGCUGGGUGUGGUGGUGUGUCUCUGUGGUCCCAGCUACUCAGGAGGCUGAGGUAGGAGGAUCUCUGGAGCCCAGGAGGUGGAGGCUGCAGUGAGCCGAGAUCACACCACCGCACUACAGCGUGGGUGACAGGGCGUCCUGUGCUGGGUGGGCAGCUUGGAGUGUGGCAAAGCGUCUCUGAUUCCUUCUUCCUACGAGGGUGCCCCCGAGGGUCCAGGGCGACAGAGCCCCUCGCCGUGUCGGGGCAGGUGUGAAGGCGACCGGUCUGGGCAGCAGCGUCUGUGGUCCCGUCCAGCCAUGCCCGCACGGCCGGCGAGGGAGGUGGGUGUGAAGAAGUGAGUGAAGGGAUGAGCAUUGUGGGCGCAGGAGGACUCUGCAGUCUCUGUCCCGAGAGCGGGGAGCCACCCUGCCACCCCGCCGCUCCUGCUUGGCAGGUUUCCUUCCAGCCUCCCUGGUGGCCGAGCGGAGCGUUUUAAAAACACACGGGAGUGCGUCCAGGCAGCACUGCACUUAUGCCUCCAGGUGACGGGUGACACAAAUCCAUCCUCAGGGUUUCCUGCCUUCAUUUUCGCUUCAGAGCAAGGCCCUGCUGUGGGGUUCAUGCAGAAACACCUCCCUCCAGGACUCUGUGGGCAGAGGCUCCUGCUGGCAGAAUUUUCUGUGGACAAAGGGACCAGCCUGGCUAGCAGGGCGAAGCCCCGUCUCUACUAAAAAUACAAAAAAUCAGCCCGGUGUGGUGGUGCGCGCCUGUAGUCCCAGCUGCUUGGGAGGCUGAGGCAGGAGAAUCGCUUGAACCCGGGAGGCGGAGGUUGCGGUGAGCCGAGAUCGCGCCAUUGCCCUCCAGCCUGGAGACAGAGCGAGACUCUGUCUCAAAAAUAAAUAAAAUUAAAAAAAAUAAAAUAAAUAAAAGCUCACCCAAACCAAGUCCUUGACAAAAAGACAUUUGUAAAAGUUACUUUCCAGCUGCCAGCAAAUCAGGGGGUAAAAGGGAGUUUCCAUUUUUCUUGACCGUGUGCUGGUUUUGCUUUUCGGAAACGGUGUGGGAGGGGGCCGGGGGUGCUGGGGGUCUGCGCCGUGCUCCGCCGUCCACCGCAAGCUGGCCCCCCGCCUCCAUCCCUGUCAGGACUGGGGUGAGGGUGUUGGUCCACGGGCAUCCUGGGGCAGAUGGGGCUUUAGAGAGCUUUGGGUGGAGCUCCAGAGACUGGACACAUGGGGUGGAAUUAGAGUGAUGAGGGCUGAACCCUCCCCUGUGUUCACCACUCAUCCCCCAGCCCCCAGCUCCAGGGAGGGCUCCAUCUCCGGGCAGCUGAGGUGGCCUCUCAGGACCGAAGGGACGCUGGGCCUUGGAUGGGUCUUGGGACCAGUCCUGUCAGCCGGUGGACGGCCCCCGUGCUCUCUGCAGCCACCUCCCAGAUGGAGACCUGGAGCCUUGCAGGGGAGCUGGCCACCUCGUCCGCCCUCUCCACGGGAACCAACCCCAAGCUUGCUCCACAUUCCAGAUGGGGCGUCGGGUUCCCCGAGGCUCUGUGACCGUGGGACGGGACAACAUGGAGACCUCCCAGAGCAGGAUAUGGGGGGCAAGGAGCGGGGGAAGCCCUCAGUUAGGGUGGCCUGCAAGUCCAAUCCCUCUUCCAGGUGGUGACAGCCCUUGGUCCUGGGGGCCUGAAGGACAGGCCCUGUGGCAGACUCGCCUAGUCAUUCCCCCCAGGCCUCAGGACACCUCAGGGGUCCUCGUGCCUCUUGAGAGCAGAUCUGCAAAAGUAUGUAUUUUGGGCUGGGGGCUCAGCCAAGGGAGGCUGGGGGAGGCAUUUCCCAGGUGGGAGCUCUGGUCUCCCCACCCCGAACACCAGACAUGGGCAGUGUUUGGUGAACACCAAAAAAGGGGUCGCCGUGGGGGACUCUCUGCUCUGAUGGAUGUGAGUCACCGGGGCACACAGGGGGAGCCAUGGGUGGUGGCUGGGCCUUGGUCUGGCCAGAUGGGUCGUGUCUCCACCAGGCGCCUGAAAUAGCUCUCCGGGGCAUCCAGCACAGGGUGGAGGCUGUGGACGCCCCGCAGGACGGACGUGGCUGGAGCCACAGCAGCCCUGCCAGGCUCAGGUACCUGAGACCCGGCCCAGGAUCACACCCUCAGGCCCAGGAGCCAGAACCAAUUGUGCCCCAUCCCUCCCCAUCACCACCCCACAUCCUGGUCCCACUCCUGCCCGGCUCUGCCAUGCCCUCAAGGGGAACCUGGCCAGCUUGGUGCCGAGUGCUGUGGCUCCCAGCAGGCAGCGUCCUUCCCUGCUGUCUGAACCCCCGUGGCCGACCCCACAGCUCCUGGCUCUGUCUCUGUCCCUGGUGGGGCUCCAGCCCCUCACUCCCCUCUCCGUGUCACCGAGUCCAGGGGCCCAGGCUUCUGGGGUGGGCACUGGAAAGCCAGGACGUCCUUGGAGCACCCAGGAGGUCCCUCAGGGGGGAUCACGAUGGCCUAGGCCCCAGGACCUUGCAGGGUGAGGGAUGGGGGCCAAAGUCGUGCCCACCAAGGCCAAGUUUUGGAAAUGACGUCGUCUUCCAACCUCACGCUUCACAGACAGGGGCACAGGUGGGCAGGGGCCUGGAGCCUGUGGGAGGGUCGGCCUUGCAGAGUCUCCAGCGAGGUCCCAUGGGGCGGUGGCCGCGAUGCGGGCACCUGUGUCUCUGUCUGGAGCUGCCGUACGAAGCACCACAGAUUAGGGGGCUUAGGACAACAGAAUGUGCCCCUCACAGCUCUGGAGGCCAGAGCGCCAAAGUCUAGAGACUCCUUUGGAGAGCCCCAGGCAGGGUCCUCCUGGCCCCGCCGGUACCUGCCGCUGCCGGUGCUCACUGGCUGGGGGCCGCAGAGCUCCGCCUGUGUCCCCGGUUCCCUCUGUGAACCUGUCCUCAGAAGGGCGCUUGGACUAAGACAGUGAGCCCAGCCUUGAACCAGUUAUGGCUUCAUGACCCUGUUUCUAAAGAAAGGCCCGUCCUGAGGCUUUUCAGACGUGAGCCUUAGGGGACACCGUGAAACCCACCACGGUCCCAGCUCUAGUUCAGGAAGUUGAGGCCAAGAGAGAUGGGGGUGCCCCCAGAUUCAUCCACACCUGAGUGCACAGCCGGUCAUGGGGGCCCAGGGGCCUGGGCAGGCAGAAACCCCCAGCCAGACACUGGAGGAAGGAGUGCUCUGGCUUUUGGGGUCACCCAGGGAGCCGGAAAGAAGUGGCAGGGCUGCUGCCUCCGGCGGGUGUCUGCUGAGGAGACCGCGGAGGUCUUGGGGGUGAGGGUUGACGUUCCACGAACCAGGCCAGAUGGAAGCCAGAAUCUGGCUUUGAGAGGUGGCUUUGGGCUGAUUUAAAUAAAGGAAGGGGCUGGGCGGAGAGGCUCACACCUGUCAUCCCAGCACUUUGGGAGGCCGAGGCAGGUGGAUCACCUGAGGUUAGGACCAGCCUGACCAACAUAGUGAAACCCCGUCUCUACUAAAAAUACAAAAAUGAGCCAGGCGUGGUGGAGGAUGCCUGUGACCCCAGCUACUCGAGAGGCCGAGGCAGGAGAAGCACUGUAAAUAGA
This is a messenger RNA of Callithrix jacchus (white-tufted-ear marmoset), 9653 nucleotides long. Lineage: Eukaryota; Metazoa; Chordata; Mammalia; Primates; Cebidae. The record is from RefSeq and is a predicted model, not a curated record.